AUGGAUCCUGCGACAUGGCUCUCCUUCAUGCAAUCACUGAAGACGAUCUUCGCCGACAUCAUUGCCGAUAACACCAACAAACACGAGUUACCGUCUCUACUGCAGCCCCAGAUUUUGACUUGGGUAUCACAACUAUCAAAGUUCGGGCCCACCUUAACGAAGCUCGAAGAAGUAUCCGACAGUUCAUUCGCAUACAAGAUCAUGACGCAACCAGACUCAUUGACGCCAAAGAAGAAGAAAUCCCUUCAAACAAUUGCCAAGCGAAGAUACGACAUCCCACUAGCUGUGGCUGAGGUCAUGGUUGCUGGUUGGAUCCAAGACGACGACGUAGCACUAGAGACGAAAACGGUUAUCGAACGCCUCGCUCAGCUACUCGACUUGAAAGUAUACAAGCAGAAUAUCCCUAAGAGCGAGCUCUCCAAAGCAACAAUAUUCUGGGAUGGCAUCGAAGCAGAGAUCAUGCGAGAAGCCGAACGCCUCGAAGGGCUAAAGCGAACACUGAAAGCGAAAGACCCCUUGCAGACAGCCUUGCUGAUCGAGGAGUACAAUAUACCCGAUAGCAAUCUGCUGGAAGAUGAGAUACAAGAACUGCCUCCCGGCAUCAUCGAUCUAGUUGAACUAAUCGAUGAUGACGAGAUUGAGAUGAGCUUCACACUCGCUUCCUACACUGAGCUACAACGAAGCGCAAUGGGCGUACCGAGCACAGCGAACAACCUUCUCUUACGGCUAACCAUCGAUCGGUACGCCCUCCCCCUCGACGUCCGCAUCCCCGAAAUCCGCACCGAUAUCUUCGCUGUAGACAUGCUGCUCAGCUCCGUCUAUAGCGCCGCCAUGGCCAACAAAGCCGAGCUCCUCCCCAACUGUCCCAUCCACCCUAUCAGCACCGUCAAAACCAUACUCGAUAGUCUCCCCAAACUGUCCGUCAUCCGCGACGCAGUCCACAUCUCCACUGUCCUAUCCAGAUACCACGCCGACGCUGAGAAGCUCAUCUCAUGGGCAUUACUAUUUCACGGUACAUCACUCGACCGCCUCCCAGCAAUCCUCGCUAAAGGCCUUAUCGUUUGCUCGGGUACGACUCUCCAACGCACGGGCGCUGUGUAUGGAAGAGGUAUUUAUAUGGCUGAAGAUCCUGCGACGUCGUUUAGUUAUGCGCCUGUCUACUCGACGUGGAAGAACAGUGCGCUGGCCAAUAUGCGUGUUAUCCUUGGGUGCGAGGUCGUUGGGCAGGGUAACAGCGUUACCACCGGUGUUCAUGUUAUUACUGAUGAGGCGAGUGUGAUGGUGAGGUAUAUUUUUCUCUUCCGACAGAACGCUCAUGCGCCUGUUGCGAAUCAUGUUGUUACGGCUAUGAAGAGUGCGAUGGCGGCGAUGAGGACGGGUGUCGUGUAG
Alternaria triticimaculans is the source of this 1389-nucleotide messenger RNA. RefSeq lists its product as uncharacterized. NCBI's taxonomy places the organism in Eukaryota, Fungi, Ascomycota, Dothideomycetes, Pleosporales, Pleosporaceae. The coding region runs from base 1 to 1389 and encodes 462 amino acids. The transcript has 4 exons. Gene Ontology annotation, molecular function: NAD+ poly-ADP-ribosyltransferase activity. The record is from RefSeq and is a predicted model, not a curated record.